Messenger RNA from Cyphellophora europaea CBS 101466, 1065 nucleotides. RefSeq lists its product as uncharacterized. The record is from RefSeq and is a predicted model, not a curated record. The transcript has a single exon. Lineage: Eukaryota; Fungi; Ascomycota; Eurotiomycetes; Chaetothyriales; Cyphellophoraceae. Bases 1 to 1065 code for a protein of 354 amino acids.
AUGAUACCGCCAGCCACCCAGUCCCUCCUCUCUGCCAAUCCGCAGUUCGCCAACUUGCACAAAACGCUCACGACCAAGGUCCUUGACUUGGACGCCUCGACCCGCACCACAAACAGCACACACGCACCCGUCGCCGCGCAGCUGAAUCAGCACCGCGUCCGAGUCGCGCGCGACCGCAUCUUGCUUGGCACGCUGGCAUGCCUCGCCGCCGACGAGACAGAUAUCGACGAUGUUCACAAUGAUUACGAUAGCGACGAUGAUACGCUACCGCAGCCGCUGCGCGACCUCCUCGCCUUGAUGGUCGAGUACAUCCCUCUCAGCCAAAGCCGCAGCGGUGGCGGUGGCGGUGACGGUCCCGAAGACGACCUUUUGGCGCCCGACCUGCACGCCUUCCGACGGGACCUGCCGCGCAUCGCGCGCGCGACCGCGGCGGUCCUGGCGCGGCAGCAUCGGCGCCUCGUCGCUGCGGCGGCUGCGGUUGCGGCUGGCUCGGGUGGACGGGCCGGUGGCGGUCAAGGAGAGGAACGCGAUCUAGCGACACUGCUGGCGGCGCAGACGGCACGAUUGCAAACGCUGCGCCAGAGGGAGGUGCCUGCGGCGCUGCGGGCGGCGACGGACGCGCUGUUAGUGCUACUGCGGGCGCAGAGCGAGGAGGUGCAGCGAGCGGUCCGGGACCUGGAGCAGAGGAAGCAUGGGGCCGAAAGCCGGCAUGUGCAAGCGAGGGCGGCGUUUUUGGCAGGCGUGGCGGUGGGGUUGGAGAGGAAGUGUCGGGUGGAGGAGCUGGAGUGGCGGCGGGAUGGGUUGGGUGGGAAGGCGGUGCAGGAGAGGUUGUUGGGGAGGGUGGGGGAGUUGGAAAGGGAGGGGAGGGAGUUGGAGGGGAGGUGGCGGGAGGUGGACGGGGCGUUGAAGGAGUAUGAAGUGGUUGGGGGCGAGGUGAUGUUGAGGUUGGGGAGGAGAUAUGCGGCCGUGGAGGCGGAAUUGGAGGGGGUCAAGGCCGAUGUGGAGAGGUUGCUGGCUCAGGAAAGGGGUGGGGAGAGCAGUGAGGGCAGUUCAUGGAUACACUGA